Molecule: messenger RNA, 780 nt
Organism: Peronospora matthiolae
Lineage: Eukaryota; Oomycota; Peronosporomycetes; Peronosporales; Peronosporaceae
Source: the annotation of a GenBank genome assembly
AUGGAAAACUCCACUCCCCUAUCUGAGGCCCAAAAGGUCGCGCUUGAUAAGCUGACCGCAUCUUUGGGUCCAGAGUACGUGGAGUUCCUUGUUUCACAAGGUCCUGAAGUGCUUAAUGCACGUGUUGAAAGCUUCAUGCAGUAUGAAGCGACCCUUUUAGGGCAGGUCCAAGACCAAAUAGCGUCGGCUAUGCCUACACGCUACGUGUCUGUACCAGACGAAGAGGCUAAGCCUCGUCCACUUAGAGUGGAAGUGAAAAACUACUCCGGUAAGGAGGGUGAGAACCUCAUCCUCUGGAUCCGUGAGAUUGAGAUGGCCAUGAGAUCAGGCCUGAUCACGCUUGACCAUCAACAGGUCUCGCUGGCUAUCUCGAAGCUCGAUGGUAGAGCUAGAGAAUGGGCCUUGACGUGUAGCACGUCGGUGGACAUAGCGUUUCCCACAUGGGAGUCGCUCAAGUCACAAUUGGUACAGGUGUUUUCUCCACCUAACCAGGCUUACCGCGUGCGUUCACGCUUUCUUUCUACCCGCCAGGGUAAGAAUGAAUUAUCGGACUAUGUCCAAGAGCUGCGAACGCUCAUGGCUGCAAUGCAGUCUGACCCUCUGCCUGAAGCAGUCCAUGUGACUAUAUUCAUGGAAGGUCUACGUACUGGCAUUGCCAGAACCGAGGUUUUUCGGGUUCACCCCUCUACGUUUGAAGAGGCUGUGAGAAUUGCUCUUAUGCUGAGCAUAACUUCAAGUCGGCCAGACUUGGUUGGAAUGGAUACAAUCCUCGCUCUGUGA